This is a messenger RNA of Mucor velutinosus, 1347 nucleotides long. RefSeq lists its product as uncharacterized. Lineage: Eukaryota; Fungi; Mucoromycota; Mucoromycetes; Mucorales; Mucoraceae. Gene Ontology annotation, molecular function: prenyltransferase activity. The coding region runs from base 1 to 1347 and encodes 448 amino acids. The record is from RefSeq and is a predicted model, not a curated record. Gene Ontology annotation, biological process: isoprenoid biosynthetic process; ubiquinone biosynthetic process. The transcript is spliced from 3 exons. Gene Ontology annotation, cellular component: transferase complex.
AUGUUAUCGCGUAGUAGUUUCAAGACACUAUCCAAAAAUCCUGCCUUGAUGGCAAGACCUGUCUCUGUGGCUACAUUUCAUCAUACAUCCACACACUUCAACAAGAAAGCCGCUGUUGAAUUGAAGCCCUCAGCGCAAGACGAUUCGCCUUUUGACAAGUUGGCACAAGGCAUGAACGUCCUUAAAUCCACACUGCUGACUGCAACACCAUUGCGUAAAGUGACUCGGCCCAACAUUGAAUCGCUGCCAUUCACUGGCCAUGCCACCAGUUGGGACCAAGCUGUCAAAGAGGCACAGAGUCUAGUCAAUUCAGCAGACCAAGAACGCAUAUUUGACCCCGUUAAAAUUGUUGGUAAGGAUUUAUGGGAGCUCAAAGGCAACAUUACCAAACUGCUAGGAUCUGGCCAUCCGUUUAUCAACACCAUCGGCAAGCAUUACUUUCAAGGUGACACCAAUCGCAUCCGACCUCUUUUAGUAUUGUUGAUAGCAAAAGCAACAUCCCAGGCACCCAAGAAAUCGACACAGCAAUUGCUACAUGAAGAUGUCGAUAGCGAAUGCCAAGUGUCGUCCGCAGAAAACCCCAUUUUACCUACACAAAGACGAUUAGCAGAAAUCUCUGAAAUGAUCUAUACCUCAUCUCUACUUCAUUAUGAUGUGAUUGAUAACGGAGAGCAAGUGACAAAUCCAGGAUUUGGUAACAAGAUGGCUGUUUUGGCUGGCGAUUUUCUGCUGGCUCGUGCCUCACUUGCAUUGGCUCAGCUAAAGAAGGCAGAGUGCAUCGAGCUGAUUGCUACUUGUAUUGCUAAUCUCGUGGAGGGCGAGUUUAUGCAAUUACAUGAUCUCAACAAGCAAAACCCCGACAAACAAAAGGUAUUCGACUACUAUUUGGAAAAGGUGUACUUGAAGACAGGCAGUUUGAUUGCUCAAAGCUGCAAGGCAUCUUCUGUGUUGGGUGGCUGUUCAAGCGAUGUUGCCAAAAUGACAUAUGACUAUGGCAAAAAUCUAGGCAUUGCGUUCCAGCUUAUUGAUGAUCUUCGAGAUUUCUCUCAGCAUGCAGCCAACAUUGAAAAAAAGCAGCACAGUUCAGGCUGGAUCACAGCGCCUGUUUUAUUGGCAUGGGAGGAGCACGCAGAAUUAGGACCUUUGAUUGAACGUGGAUUCAUUGAAAAGGGAGAUGCUGAAAAGGCACGCCUGUUGGUAUAUCAGAGUAGCGGAUUAAAAAAGACGCUUGCAUUAGCAAACAAACACAUAGAUUUAGCAAUUUCAGCAAUUGAACAAUUGCCAUCUUCUGAAGCUCAGGCAGCAUUGAUUCAAUUAGCCAGAAAUCUGACCACUAGAAAAGAUUAA